GUAUGAUUUUUUGAUAGAUGUAAUGAAUGGUGAGUACAGCACCAAGUCCAUGAGAGAAGAGGGUGGUUAUGAGGUGAUUAAGAAAGCCAUUGAAAAGCUUGGAUUGAGACACAAAGAGCACAUUGCAGCAUAUGGAAAAGGUAAUGAGAGACGUCUAACUGGAAGACAUGAAACUGCAGACAUCAACACAUUCUCUUGGGGUGUGGCAAAUGGUGCAGUUAGAGUUCGGAGAGACACAGAGAAACAAGAGAAAGCUUACUUUGAAGACAGAAGGCCUGCUUCUAACAUGGAUCCUAAUGUUGUCACCUCCAUGAUUGCAAAGACCAUCAUCCUAUGGAAACCAUAAACACUUGUUUAGACU
Messenger RNA from Vigna radiata var. radiata (mung bean), 361 nucleotides. Its product is annotated as glutamine synthetase PR-2-like. The record is from RefSeq and is a predicted model, not a curated record. NCBI's taxonomy places the organism in Eukaryota, Viridiplantae, Streptophyta, Magnoliopsida, Fabales, Fabaceae. Gene Ontology annotation, cellular component: cytoplasm. The coding region runs from base 23 to 346 and encodes 107 amino acids. Gene Ontology annotation, molecular function: glutamine synthetase activity. The transcript is spliced from 2 exons.